Botrytis deweyae is the source of this 1196-nucleotide messenger RNA. RefSeq lists its product as uncharacterized. Lineage: Eukaryota; Fungi; Ascomycota; Leotiomycetes; Helotiales; Sclerotiniaceae. The transcript is spliced from 5 exons. The record is from RefSeq and is a predicted model, not a curated record. Gene Ontology annotation, molecular function: peptidyl-prolyl cis-trans isomerase activity. Gene Ontology annotation, biological process: protein peptidyl-prolyl isomerization; protein folding. The coding region runs from base 379 to 1068 and encodes 229 amino acids.
UGCUGAGCUCACCCUACCCCACCUGCAUUACUUGUUUUCUUUUCCCCCUCCUUCCGAUCGUUUCCUUCUCUUUCCCUUCCAUUCAUUCCAACCAAUCCUUUCCAUUCACCACGCACAACCCGAAGAAUAUCCCGCAACAAUUCACCUGCUUUUCUUGAUUUGCUUUGGUGGUAUUAGUACGCUCACCCUCACUCUCUCACUUGCUCCAAUUGCGAUCAUUCGUGCUACGGCGACUGCUACCUACCACCUUACCUCCCUUCCCUUGCCUUACGUCCCUCACACACAUUCCCACGCAACGCCUCAUAUUCACCUUUUUUACCCUGCCCCACCAGAAAACUAAUCCAACCAAUUAGGGAGCUCCUGACAACUUCGCUAAAAAUGCUAUUCGUGCCCCGCACUGCUUCUGCGUUGAAAAGCACUUCGCUGCCCCUCCUUCGCAACACCUUCAUCAACAACUCUUUCAACUCCAUCUCUUCAAGACAAUUUCACGCAACUAAAUCAAAUAUGACCAUUUCAACUUACUUCGAUGUUACCUGGGAGGGUCCAGUCCUUGACGCUUCCGGAAAGGCUACCACUACUAUCCAAGAGCAAUCUGGAAGAAUCAAGUUCAACCUUUAUGAUGAUGUAGUCCCAAAGACCGCCGAGAACUUCCGUGCUCUCUGCACUGGUGAGAAGGGUUUCGGAUAUCAGGGUUCUUCCUUCCACAGAAUCAUUCCUCAAUUCAUGCUUCAAGGAGGUGACUUCACCCGUGGCAACGGUACCGGUGGAAAGUCAAUCUACGGUGAGAAGUUCGCCGAUGAGAACUUCGAGCGAAAGCACACCCGUCCAGGUCUCCUCUCCAUGGCCAACGCUGGACCAAACACCAUAAGUUUACAAAUCUCCAACGGCUCCCAAUUCUUCGUUACCACCGUUGUUACCAGCUGGUUGGAUGGCAAGCACGUCGUCUUCGGUGAGGUCGCCGAUGAGGAGUCCUUGAAGAUUGUCAAGGCUCUCGAGGCCACCGGAUCCGGCAGUGGAAAGGUUCAAUACAACAAGAAGCCAACCAUUGUCAAGUCCGGAGAGCUAUAAAUGCAUUUACUAGCGAGUGUAUCGGUGGCAGGUGGUUUUUGAGCCCGACAUCGUUCGGUAAUCUUCAUUAUGAUUAGCUAUCUGGCGGAAUGAAUGACGAAAAGUAAUGCAUCGGAUUUUACUAAACA